Messenger RNA from Caretta caretta (loggerhead turtle), 7400 nucleotides. It is a transcript of the gene AGTPBP1, whose product is annotated as ATP/GTP binding carboxypeptidase 1. Gene Ontology annotation, biological process: protein side chain deglutamylation; C-terminal protein deglutamylation; proteolysis. The record is from RefSeq and is a predicted model, not a curated record. NCBI's taxonomy places the organism in Eukaryota, Metazoa, Chordata, Testudines, Cheloniidae. Gene Ontology annotation, molecular function: zinc ion binding; metallocarboxypeptidase activity.
CGCGCGCACGCGCGGGGAGGGAGAGGCGGGUGCGCGGUGACGUCUCCGGACGCCGACAGGUUCCUGCCGCCGCCGCCGCCGCCGCCGGGGUUUGUAUGAAAACAUCGGGGGCGCCGCGCUGGAGCCGCGCCCGGCCUGUCGCGGCCCGCGGGUGACUCCGGCUUCCCGCCGGCCCCUCGCGCCCGGCUGCGACGGGAGGUGCCCGGAGCCGGGCGGCGGAGGCCGAGCCUCGCGGACCGCAGCCGCUGCCCCGCCCCGCCCCGGGGUGAAGGUGAAGCCCGGGCGGGCGGGGCGCGGACAGACACAGAGAGACAGCAGCCCCCCGCUCUCUGCCCGCGGGCUGGGGGGCUGGAGCGCGGCCGGCGGGCGUGUCCGAGCCCGGGUUGCCAGGGUGGGAACCCCUCGGUCCUUUCCACCGGGCUGACAGGUUAUCUGAGAUGGUGUAUUGAAGAACUAAGUUUUCCAAGAUGAACAAAGUAAAAACAACAUCUGAGAAAAGUCUUACUAACAAUUCUCGGAUUGUGGGUCUACUGGCACAGCUGGAGAAGAUCAAUUCAGAAUCUUUGUUGGUAGAAGCAGACACUGCCAGAUAUGUUACAUCAAAGAUCCUCCAUCUGGCUCAGAGUCAAGAAAAAACCAGGAAGGAAAUGACUGCCAAAGGUUCCCCAGCAAUAGAAGUUAUCCUCUCAACAUUAGAGAAUACAAGAGAUCUUCAGACUACUCUAAAUAUAUUAAAUAUCCUCAUUGAAUUGGUGUCAGUUGGUGGUGGUCGGAAAGCAAGUGCCUUAGUUUCUAAAGGAGGGACGCAGAUCUUGUUGCAGUUACUUUUGAGUGCCAGCAAAGAUUCCCCACCAAAUGAGGAGUUAAUGGUGCAGCUUCAUUUUCUUCUUGCAAAAAUUGGUCCAAAAGAUAAAAAAUUUGGAGUAAAAGCUAGAAUCAGCGGCACUCUAAACAUAUCUCUGAAUUUGGUGAAACAGAAUUUGCAGAACCACAGGUUAAUACUGCCAUGUCUUCAAGUACUAAGAGUAUACUCAGCCAACUCUGUAAAUGCAGUAUCCUUGGGGAAAAAUGGAGUUGUGGAACUGAUGUUCAAGAUCAUUGGCCCUUUUAGUAAAAAGAAUACUGGCCUUAUGAAGGUUGCUUUAGACACACUUGCUGCAUUGCUAAAAUCAAAAACGAAUGCCAGGAGAGCGGUAGACAGAGGAUAUGUCCAUGUGCUUUUAACAAUUUAUGUAGACUGGCACCGUCAUGAUAGUCGACACAGACACAUGCUGAUCCGUAAAGGAAUCUUACAGUGUAUUAAAAGUGUUACAAAUAUCAAGUUGGGAAGGAAAGCAUUUAUUGAUGCCAAUGGGAUGAAAAUUCUUUACAACACUUCCCAAGAUUGCCUUGCUGUGAGAACUCUUGAUCCUCUAGUCAACACAUCAAGUUUAAUAAUGAGAAAAUGUUUUCCUAAAAACCGUCUUCCACUACCAACUAUUAAAAGUACUUUUCAUUUCCAACUACCAGUUAUCCCUAUUAGUGGUCCUGUGGCCCAGAUGUACAGUUUGCCUCCUGAAGUGGAUGACGUAGUAGAUGAAAGUGAUGACAAUGAUGACAUCGAAACAGAAAGUGAGAUUGAAAAUGAAAAUGAAGAUAAGGACCAACUCUUUAAGAACGAUGAUAUAGAGACUGAUAUUAACAAACUGAAACCAAGGCAAGAAUUGGGACGACCCAUAGAAGAACUAAAAAUGUAUGAACAAUUUUUCCCAGAACUUGCAGAUAACUUUAAGGACUAUGACUUAGUCUCCAAGGAACCAAAGCCUUUUGCAUCUGAUGCAAAUCUAGGUGGACCUAUUGUGGUUCCUACGGCAGGAGAGGAGCAGUCUGUAGAAGCAAAUCACUCAGUCAAGGGAAUUACUAUGAAAGAGAGCAAUCACUUGCAAGCAGGGGAGUGUAAUAAAAGGCCAGCCUUUUUGGAUUUGCCAAAGAAAGACAGCAACAAAGACGAUAGUUUACAGCAGCAAAGUGAUCAAAAGAAACUGCUUUCGUCAUGCCAGUGCCUAAGCUAUGAAAUAGUGAAAGGCUUGGACAGGAUCACUCUGCAGAAUACUUCAAAAAAUGAACAGUAUUACAAAACAGGGUGUGUAACGAAGAAAGAAAGCAAAACUAGCCUUACCUCACUCACUUGUAAUAAACCUUGCCAGCAUGUUUCAUCUUGUGGAAGUGUUCUGUUUGAGGGACGAUCUGUCCAGCUGGGAAAGCUGUGCUUCACGGGUGUUGAUCCUGAGGAAGAGGAUGAUUCCAGCUCGCAUUCAUCAGGGGAGCAAGUGAUGCUUGAGGUGCCUGAUAUAUUGCCACUACAUGACCCUGAUCUUUAUAUUGAGAUUGUGAAAAACACAAAGUCUGUUCCUGAAUAUUCAGAAGUGGCUUACCCAGAUUACUUUGGUCACAUUCCACCUCCAUUUAAGGAGCCUAUCUUAGAAAGACCUUAUGGUGUACAGAGGACAAAAAUAUCCCAAGAUAUUGAAAGACUGAUCCAUCAGAAUGAUAUUAUAGACAGAAUCAUGUAUGACCUUGAUAAUCCCAGUUAUUCAGUGCCAGAAGAGGGGGAGUUUUUGAAGUUCAACUCCAAAUUUGAGUCUGGAAAUCUGCGCAAAGUUAUUCAAAUUAGAAAAAACGAGUAUGAUCUCAUUCUGAACUCAGAUAUAAACAGCAAUCACUAUCAUCAAUGGUUUUAUUUUGAAGUCAGUGGAAUGCGGCCAGGCAUUGGUUACCGGUUUAACAUCAUCAACUGUGAAAAGUCGAACAGUCAGUUUAAUUAUGGUAUGCAGCCCCUCAUGUAUUCUGUUCAGGAGGCGUUAAAUUCCAGGCCAUGGUGGACUCGUGUUGGGACAGAUAUUUGUUACUACAAGAAUCACUUUGCUAGAAGUUCAAUUGCUGCUGGUGGUCAGAAAGGAAAAUCCUAUUACACAAUUACAUUCACCGUGAACUUCCCACACAAGGAUGAUGUCUGCUACUUUGCUUACCACUAUCCAUACACGUAUUCAACUUUAAGGAUGCAUCUUCAGAAAUUGGAAUCCAUGCACAACCCUCAGCAGAUCUAUUUUCGACAAGAUAUGCUGUGUGAGACCCUGUCUGGGAACAGCUGCCCUUUAGUCACUAUCACAGCCAUGCCAGAGUCGAAUUACUAUGAACAUAUCUGUCAGUUCAGGAAUCGUCCUUACAUUUUCUUAUCUGCUCGUGUACAUCCUGGAGAGACUAAUGCAAGCUGGGUUAUGAAGGGAACAUUGGAAUAUCUUAUGAGUAACAACCCCACUGCCCAGAGUUUACGAGAAUCCUAUAUUUUUAAAAUUGUCCCUAUGCUCAACCCAGAUGGUGUCAUCAAUGGAAACCAUCGCUGUUCUUUAAGUGGGGAGGAUUUGAACAGACAGUGGCAAAACCCAAACCCAGACCUUCAUCCCACAAUUUACCAUGCCAAGGGCUUACUACAAUAUUUGGCUGCUAUAAAACAUUUGCCUCUGGUUUACUGUGAUUAUCAUGGUCAUUCUCGUAAAAAGAAUGUAUUCAUGUAUGGCUGCAGCAUCAAAGAGACAGUGUGGCACACUAAUGUUAGCGCUGCCUCUUGUGACCUGAUUGAGGACCUUGGUUAUAGGACUCUUCCUAAGAUUCUCAGUCAGAUUGCCCCAACAUUCAGCAUGAGCAGCUGCAGCUUUGUAGUGGAAAAGUCCAAGGAAUCAACAGCACGUGUAGUUGUCUGGAGAGAGAUAGGAGUACAAAGGAGCUACACAAUGGAGAGCACGUUAUGUGGCUGCGAUCAGGGCAAAUAUAAGGGGUUGCAGAUAGGGACACGAGAACUGGAAGAGAUGGGAGCCAAAUUCUGUGUUGGCUUACUGCGUUUGAAAAGACUGACCUCUCCACUGGAAUUCAGUCUGCCUUCUAGCCUCCUUGACAUUGAAAAUGAGUUGAUUGAAUCAAGCUGUAAAGUAACAAGCCCCACUACAUAUGUUCUAGAUGAAGAUGAGCCUCGCUUCCUUGAAGAAGUUGAUUACAGUGCAGAGAGUAAUGAUGAGCAAGACAUUGAAUUGGCUGAUAAUGCAGGCGAUUAUGAACCCUCUGUUCCAGAAGAGGGGUUUUCUGACUCAGAAAUGACAAGGACACACCUGCCUUGAGCCAUCUUUGUAGACUCAAAGAAGAAAAUGAAUAUCCUGGUUUUUAGUGGACAGGAAACAGGGAAGUAUCUGGCUCUCAAGAGGGUUGGCUCAAAGAGACAAAAGUAAUUGAAGCCAGUUUAGCUGAAAGACAAUAAAUGUGUUUCUGAUUUAUGAUAAUAUUGGCAUUUGUUUUAUUUAAGGAAUUCAGUGCCUUCAUUUGGCACUGAAUAUAUCAAACAAUUGCUUUACCAUUUCAUUUUCUACCAAAUAUUGUUGCAUGGCUUUUUGUGUCCUUAAUCACCAACAAAUGGAUUAUAAAUUGUUGUAUGUCAGAUACAGAAAUUCAUAUUGUGGUACAGUCCUUUGAGUUUCUUCCUGAAAAAUACAUAUGUACAGGUUUUUUAUUAAUUUGUGUGUUUAUUGAGGUUGAGGUUUUUCUUUAGAAUUAUGUUAAAUGCUCGAUUUUUUUGAAGUAAUGCGGAGCUUGCUUUGAAACAGUUUCAUUCUCUAGUUACUAAAUUAAACAAAAAUGAAAAUUUGAUCAAUUGUUGUGCUUGUUUCUUGAUCCUUUAAUACACUGAGAUUAUAAUUUUACAGCAGCCAUAAUUUAAAAUAUACAAUGACAUCUAACUUGCCUUUUUAAAAAAGAAAGUUAUUCUUGCAAGAUUACUGUUAGUCCACUAGUCAGAAGUGUUUUAUGGUGGCUCCUGCACCUGCACCUACUAUGAAUUGUAUGUUUGCAUAAAACUCUUCCCUGAAACACAUCAUCUCAGUGAAGAGAGAGAUGUUCAUCUCCACAAUCAGUUAAUUUUUAGCUUUGGAAACAAGUUUACUCAGUGACAAGAAGUGGCUAAAUGUGUAUACUGUAUGUAUAUUUUGCUAUGUAUUUUUUAGCAACUUAUUUAAUAUUCUUGUCAAAUUCUUGUAUUGUCAAAAUGAGUUAAUUUCAUUCUGGGCAUGUUUUUAAGGGGAAAGGUGGUAUCCAUGUUGGUUUAGAGUCUUCCUGUGAGUCAAAGAUAGUCAUGUUUUGGGAAUGAACAAAGUCCUUUUGUACCUCCCCUACGCCUCUACUGCCCCAUUUUUGCUUAGAAUAAGAUUUAAUGUGGAGCUGAAGUUACUGCCAAAUAUUUAUAAAACUGAAUUUUUGCUACAGCAAAAAGUUUAAUUAUCCUUGCUUGAUGUGACCCAGUUCUGACUCUUCUUUAUUUUUUUGAAAAAUGCUUGUAUAACAUAAGGGGACAUCUAAAAGCAUCAAGCAGUAUCUUUCGAUACUGCAACAGGUCCCUAACUAAAGAGAUUUUUAAGUGUCAGCCAUGCAAAUGAAAUUGGUGUGUGUGUGUGUUUUGUUUUUCUUUCUUUUUAUUUGGUGCAUGAAGUAAAAACCGUAGAGAGCAAGAUGGCUCAGGGGAUCGUCAGUGGAAAUGUGAAAUCUUUUACCAAUAACUCAUUGGUUCAAAUCCAGUUUAGGUAGGUAGCAACAGUCAGUGCCAUCUUGGUUUUGAAAUUGGGGUAGAGAGAGAAAUGCUGGCAUAUUUGCCGUUGAAAUAGUAAUGGCUUGCUCUUAUGCUUAAAUUUUUAAAAAAAUUAAAUGAUCAGCGGGGAGAAGUAAGGGAAUGAUAGAACCACCUAUAUACUCUCUCCUCCAACUUUUUCUUUUUAAGGACUGACCAUGUUAAUUGUUCUGUGACCUAUAUUGAAUGAGUAGGCAGGCUCAGUCCACUCCCUGGUGAGCAGGUGUUCAGACAGCAAAGUGACCAUCACAAUUGGCACUUUGGGCAAUAACCAGAGACACCAGGGACUGAACCUGCUACUCUCUUAUCCCCUCUUAUCACCUAGAGGUCAUUCCUCUAGAUCAGGAUUGAGACACAUUAGCAGGGCAGUGUAGGGAAGUUCAUAUUGCUCCCACUGUGUUGUACCCGUUCUGGGUAUAAAUAGUCCUCCAGUCUCUAGAACUCUUACUCUAGCACCCUUCAUAAGUAAUAAAUUCACUUAAAUUAACUUGCUGUAUUAACACAGCAAGUUAAUUAGCAUCUCUCUGUGUAGAUUGACUUAAUAGUAAUAUAGUAUCAGAGAGGUAGCCAUGUUAAUCUGUAUCCACAAAAACAACGGAGUCGUCCGGUGGCACCUUAAAGACUAACAUUUAUUUGGGCAUAAGCUUUCGUGGGUAAAAAACCCACUUCUUCAGAUGCAUAGAUGCUUAUGCCCAAAUAAAACUGUUAAUCUUUAAGGUGCCACCAGACUCGUAGUUGUUUUAGUAGUAGUAUAGAUUUCAACAUUUUAAUACUGUGGCCUGAUAACAUUAGGAAUGUAUUAAUUCAAUUUAAAGAACUCCAUAGUCUCAAUAGUGCAGUAUCCUUAAUGCCCGUCCCAAGUAAGUGUGUGUGUUUGUGUAGAAGCUCUGUUUGGACUAGUGGUUCUGGAAGAUGAUCCAAAAGGAGUUAUGAAUGACUACUGAAUAAAUAUUUAUUCAGGGCGUUUGUUACAAACAGAUACUUAAAUACAAGUCUGAAAUGUAAAUACAACAAUGUUCAUUUCAAUCUAGGUUUUGAGAGGCUGAAUCCAUUGUGCAUGAGAAUUUCAAGAGCAUGUUUUAUAUACCGUACUGUACAUGGCUCAGUAUCUCGGUGCUAGUUAUGACAGAUGAAAUUCUAGUCUUAAUUCUAAAUUUUCUUGAUUUUUAUGACUCAAGGUCCUUGCAACAUAUUUUUGGUAUUACAUGAUAGCUUUAAUACAACCAUGACAGAUUCUUCAUAAGGAAAGAGGCUAUGCCUUUGCCUCCCUCCAAAAUAAUGAUGAGUUUUAGUAACAUAAGCAUUUGAUUUUGGUCAUGAUAUUUACUCUAUGCUUCUGAAGACUGAAUGCUUUGCAUUGCUAGAUAAUGAAUUCCAGUAUUCCCCAUCCAGGUGUGAUACAGAGACUGUAACACAAACUUGAUACUCUUCCUUCAGCAGUAGGACAUCUUUCCUUGAAUGUAAUGGAAGCAACCUUCUUCAUGUAAUGUAAUUUUCAAAGAUUGCCAUUUAUGUCAAUUUGUAUGUGAUGGUUUUUGGAUGUGAAAUAUUGUGCAAGUCUAACUGAACAAAGAGAACCAGUGUUCGUUUCAAAUAAGGCAAUAGUAGCAGUAAAAAACUUCUUACAAAAUCAAAAUUCAGGUAUCAGAUACCUUUUCAUUGUAAUGCUGUACUAGACACAAUUGUGGCAGUAUUAUUGUGCAUGCACAGAUAUAAAUAUAUUAAGAAAAUAUAUAAUAAAGGAAUCAUUAUAAUC